Messenger RNA from Solanum dulcamara, 1799 nucleotides. RefSeq lists its product as uncharacterized. NCBI's taxonomy places the organism in Eukaryota, Viridiplantae, Streptophyta, Magnoliopsida, Solanales, Solanaceae. The record is from RefSeq and is a predicted model, not a curated record. Bases 509 to 1594 code for a protein of 361 amino acids. The transcript is spliced from 6 exons.
AAGUUUCAGUCUUUGUAUUGUAGACCGGAAACACGAGUCCUCUAAAAAAAGAAACAUUAUUUUCUCUCUCCACUCAAUUUUUAAAGAAAUUAGUGCAUGUCUUGAUGAGUAAAAGCAUUUUAACUGCCCACACCCCCAACCUCACCAUGGUCAACUCAAUUUCUACUCAUAGCUCAUGCCAUAGAAAUUUCAGUUCAGGUAAUUUCAGUUGUUGAAAAUGGUGAGAAAGUAAAUAAGUAGUCUGCUUGAUGGAUUUGCUGGCAAAAACAUACUAAUCAAUAUAAUGUUCACAGCAACAUAUUAAUACAAGAAGAAGAAUUAUGGGUUAUAGCUGUUUCAAGAUUUCCAUUUGGUUUAUCUUGUCUGUUUGUCCUGUUUGGUCACUGCAAACUCAAAUAAUUUCUAAUCAGACAUGGAAAGAGAAGAUGAUUAUUAGAGAUCAUCUCCUGAAGAUCAAUAAGCCUUCCCUCAAAACAAUUCAGGCAUGUUUUUACUAUUUUCUUAAUUCAUGUCGUCUCCCCCUGUAGCUAAUAAAAUACUCUACUUAUUAGUGAUGCAGAGUCCUGAUGGAGAUGUUAUAGAUUGUGUAUUAUCUCAUCAACAACCAGCUUUUGAUCACCCUCACCUAAGGGGCAACAAGCCUAUGGAUCCCCCUGAGAGGCCAAAGUCAAAUCCCAUGAAAUUGGAAAACUUUCAAUUGUGGAGUUUGUCUGGUGAAACAUGUCCACAAGGAACAAUACCAAUUAGAAGAACAAGAGAAAAAGACAUUCUAAGAGCCUCUUCUCUUCAAACAUUUGGCAGAAAAAUCAAAACACCAAUUCAAAGAGACACCAUAAGUAGUGCCCAUGAGCAUGCAGUUGGUUAUGUAAGUGGAGAUGAAUAUUAUGGAGCAAAAGCAAGUAUAAAUGUGUGGGCACCUCAAAUAUCCAACCAAUAUGAAUUCAGUUUAUCACAAAUCUGGAUUAUUUCUGGUUCUUUUGCUGACGAUCUCAACACAAUUGAAGCUGGUUGGCAGGUUAGCCCAGAGAUAUAUGGAGACUAUUUUCCCAGGUUCUUUACCUACUGGACAAGUGAUGCAUAUCAAACCACUGGAUGUUACAAUUUGCUUUGUUCAGGAUUUGUCCAGACCAAUAAUAAAAUAGCUAUUGGGGCUGCAAUUUCUCCAACAUCCUCUUAUGAUGGUGGUCAAUAUGAUAUCACCAUAUUGAUUUGGAAGGAUCCCAAGCAUGGGAAUUGGUGGCUAGAGUUUGGGUCAGGAGUUAUUGUAGGGUACUGGCCAUCAUUUUUAUUUCCACAUCUUAGGAGUUCAGCAAGCAUGAUACAAUUUGGAGGUGAAAUAGUGAACAGUAAUCCCUCUGGAUUUCACACAUCAACUCAAAUGGGAAGUGGUCAUUUUGCUGCACAAGGAUUUGGCAAAGCUUCUUACUUUCGAAAUUUACAAGUAGUUGAUUCAGACAAUAGCUUAGUACCUCUCACAAAUCUCAAACUUGUGGCUGAUCAUCCAAAUUGCUAUGAUAUUCAAGGAGGGAUUAAUUCUGUUUGGGGUCAUUAUUUUUAUUAUGGAGGUCCUGGUAAAAACCAACAUUGUUCUUAGUUAAAACUAAAAAGGUAUAUGGUCUUUUGUUUUUCUUUUUUUUUCUUUACAGUUUUGGGGUGAUUGGUUCUUGAGCUUGCCAGCUUGGGGGUUAUUCUUUCUAUUGUAAUAUGGGUCAAAAAGGUGAUCCACUAAUUAGUUAUACCACAUUUAAUUAAAGAGUUGUGAACAUGGAAAAAGGAAAUAGUGAAUACAAUAUGCUUUU